GAGGACUUGAGGAUCGGUUCAGUCUUCUCUUUAACUGACUCGUCCACGUGUUCGUCUCCAGCGCCCACUCUCGCCCACAUGGAUUCGCCCGCAUCGUGCUCCAACUGCAAACAGGUCCUGGUAGACGGGAAGACGGUUUACCAGAGGAAGGGCCACGCUGACAUCUUCUGCUCCUCUCCCUGCCUUUUGAAGUUUUACCAAAUGAAAAAAGUGAAGAAAACCUGCCACUUCUGCCUUCAGUUGAUAGGACAGCCUCAGAGCGUCCUCCAGGCCCCGGUGGAUGAUAAGGGGACAAAGAAGGAUUUCUGCAGCCAGGCCUGCCUGUCCUCCUUCAACUACAAGAGAAGCCUGUCCACCAAAAUGCCCGUCGUGCCAGUCCCAUCUCAGUCACAGUGCAGCAUGUGCAGCAGAUACUGCAUUAGCAAACAUGAGAUCAUCCAGCAGGACGUCGUCCACAAGAUCUGCAGCGAUCCCUGUUUUCUGCGUUUCUGCAACAUGAACAACUUGUCCAUCUGUGAGAACUGUCACUCCCGCUGCAACACGCCUCUCAUGCUCAGGAUGGAGAACGGCAGCAAAAAACUCUGCAAUGCCGAGUGUUUGGCUCAAUUCAAACAGAAAAUCAAAACGCCGCAGCUGUGUGCCAUGUGCCGCACCCUGCAUUUGCUGUCAGAUAUGCUUGAAAACAAAAACAGUGACGAUGAGGUGGAGCUCUUCUGCACCAGCAGCUGUGUGAUGGCGUCCAAGAUCCAGGCUAUCAGUGCAUCAGGUACUCCGUUGAGUUGUGACCGCUGCGGUAAGACUACGUUACCAGCCUGCCACCUCGCCAUGUCAGACGCCUCCAUCGGAAACUUUUGCACUUUAGCCUGUGCCAUGUCUUUUAAGGAGAGUCAAAAAGACACAAAUGGUAACUCAUCAGGAGCUGCUGAGGAAACCCGGUUUGAUUACCUCAAACCUCCAGAGAAGCUGCCCUGUGCUCAGUGCCGCCGCAUCAUAAAAGCUCCACCCAAAGUCAUCCAGGAAAAGGGCAAGAUGAACUUUGUUUGUAACUGGGACUGUUUGCAAGAGUUUAAGAAGGUCAACAACAUCAUGGGACAGUGUGAAUACUGUAAGAAUGAAAAAAUCAUCGGAGACGUCAAGAAGGUCGACGGCAAAGACUGCUACUUCUGCAGUGAAGGCUGUCUGACGCUCUUUCGACACGAGCUGGAAGACAAGUGGAGCGAAUACUGCGGCUCGUGUGCUUACUGCUUCUCCAUCUCUAAGAAAGUGGUGACGGCAAAGUAUGAAGCCAUUGAGGAGGAGUUCUGCUCCGAGGAGUGCAGCUCAAAUUAUAAUAAGCUCGUCUGCAGU
Molecule: messenger RNA, 1347 nt
Organism: Plectropomus leopardus (leopard coralgrouper)
Lineage: Eukaryota; Metazoa; Chordata; Actinopteri; Perciformes; Serranidae
Source: RefSeq, a predicted model, not a curated record